UAUUUGGUACAAUAUUGCAAGACGUCUCCGAACACAUCUUUCUGCAUUAGAGGUGAUCAAUUGCUAGUGCAAUGGGUACCUCAAGCCACCACCCGAGGCAAUGGCCUCGACUACUCUCUGCUCUAGUUUUUUGCAUCAUAGCUACUAUUGUUGCUGCCACUCAUGAGCCUUACUUUUAUGCUUCUCCACCGCCACCAUAUCAUAAACACUUACCACCAUUGCCGCCAAAGUAUGGAGGCCACCCGCCGUAUUACUACAAGUCACCUCCUCCCCCACUACCUUCUCCAUCACCGCCUCCUCAUUAUGUCUAUAAAUCACCCCCACCCCCACCGCCAUCUCCAUCACCCCCUCCUCCAUACGUUUACAAGUCUCCACCUCCCCCAUCUCUCUCUCCUCCGCCCCCCGUAUGUCUAUAAAUCACCACCACCACCUUAUGUCUACAAGUCACCUCCUCCUCCUUCACCAUCUCCUCCACCACCGUACAUUUACAAAUCACCUCCCCCACCAUCGCCAUCACCACCUCCUCCUUAUGUUUACAAAUCACCACCACUACCUUAUCCAUCACCCCCUUCUCCUUACAUUUACAAGUCCCCUCCUCCACCAUCUCCAUCACCUCCUCCUCCUUAUGUUUAUAAGUCACCUCCACCUCCUUCACCAUCACCACCUCCACCCUACAUCUAUAAAUCUCCACCACCACCCUCACCGUCUCCUCCACCUCCUUACAUCUAUAAGUCACCACCACCACCAUCUCCAUCACCUCCACCUCCGUAUAUGUACAAAUCACCACCACCCCAAUCUCGAUUCCCACAUCCUCCAUUCUACUACAAGUCUCCUCCACAGCCUCCAACCCACUGGCCACAUCCUCCAUACUUCCAUAAGUCACCUUAUCCACUGUCCAAGUCCCCUCCCCCGGCAUCUCACUGGCCACAUAUUCCACCAUACCUCCAUAAAUCACCUCCUCCCACAUCCAAGUCUUCUUCAAUCCCAUAUUAUUACAAAUCACCACCACCGCCAAAAGGCUAUUAAAUUUCAAUCAAACCCCUGAAUCAGUUUGAAUUGUUACACGAAUAAUCACUUUCUUUGGAUUUUAUGUAUGGUAUGGAAGUUUUCAGCAUUGUAAUUUUUUGUUUUUUGUUUUAUAAUUGAUGAACAAGAGUCCUUAUGUGCAAUAGCCUGGGUCUGAAACGUACGAGAUCCUCUGUGAUCCUUAAGCAUGAAGAACCAGUACUGUAAUUUUCUUCCAUUAUAAGCAAUGUAAGCGCGGAAUGUGUUCAAGUCCAGAAAGGAUCAAUUCUAUAUAAUGUAUCGAUCUCAUUGAUA
This is a messenger RNA of Carya illinoinensis, 1320 nucleotides long. Its product is annotated as extensin-3-like. The record is from RefSeq and is a predicted model, not a curated record. Lineage: Eukaryota; Viridiplantae; Streptophyta; Magnoliopsida; Fagales; Juglandaceae. Bases 163 to 1026 code for a protein of 287 amino acids. The transcript has 2 exons.